GUCUGAACCCAGUCAACAGGUUUGGAUUUGAGAUGACGCUGUCUGGGAUCAUACUGAUCGUUUUCUCUGGAGCUGUUUAUGCUUCUGCAGCAAGUAAGACAUGAACUGCAACUUUUGGCUUUUUCGUCCAUCCAUGACUUCCACUACAUCUACGGGUGCUAUGAAUACGGCGAGGUGCGGGUGGAUGUCCUUGUUGAUGAUGAGGUGGCCGCAUAUGCUGACUUCAGCAAGGAUGAAGUGGUGUUUGCGAUACCUCACCUGCCACAGUCUGUUCCACGCUUGAAGAAAGAGGCUUAUGCAUUAGCCAAAGCUAGCAUUGCUCACUGUCACAGUGUUUUAAGUAAAGCAAGAAAAGCGGAUCCUGGUGCUCCCAUUCGGCAAGACGCUCCAGACAUCUCCAUAUAUAGCCGGUAUGAGGGGGAGGAUGGUGUGGUGAACACGCUCUUCUGUUUGGCCAAUCACUUCUACCCCCCCUCCAUCAACUUCACAUGGACAAAGAAUGGGGUGGAGGUCACAGAAGGGGUAUCCAACCUGCGUUACCGCCACAACGGUGACGGGACGUUCCACAGAAUUUCAACACUGAGUUUUACUCCUCGGGAGGGAGACGUUCACUCCUGUUCGGUGGAGCAUCCAUCUUUACAUCGGCCUCUCGCCAGGAGCUGGGAGCUGAAGGAGAGGCAGAGCAGUGUGAGUCCUGCAGCUGGAUUCUUCGGUGUGAGCCUUGUUUUGUGCCUGAUGGGAAUCGGGGCCGGAGCCUUCCUCUUCACCAAGCAGCCAAAUUAGUGCCCUCACUUUGGGGAUUUUAACUAAAGCAGCUAAACCAGCAUUCAACUAAGCACUUACAUGUUUUAAUGAAUGCUUGACCUUUUUUUUUUUUGCAUAAUGAAACACAACUAC
Molecule: messenger RNA, 897 nt
Organism: Sander lucioperca (pikeperch)
Lineage: Eukaryota; Metazoa; Chordata; Actinopteri; Perciformes; Percidae
Product: rano class II histocompatibility antigen, B alpha chain-like
Exons: 4
Coding region: 79-783 (234 amino acids)
Biological process (GO): peptide antigen assembly with MHC class II protein complex; immune response; positive regulation of T cell activation
Cellular component (GO): membrane; MHC class II protein complex
Molecular function (GO): MHC class II protein complex binding
Source: RefSeq, a predicted model, not a curated record